GAGUCUUCGGAGCAAUUUCGGAGGUAGCGCUACGUCGCGUGCCUUGCGAAUAGUUUCCCUGACUACAUUCACUUCCGGGGAAAACACAUUUCUGAAUUUAUAUGUUUUCUCAUUCUUAUCGGCCGUCAUAUAUCAAGACUGCACUUAAAUACUCAACGUAUGCAUAUGGAGCAUCACCAAGUAAGGACGUCAAAUAAAAUCUGCUUUAAAGUACUAAUCAAACUUUUAGGACUUCAAAACAACGACCCUUUGUCCCCAAAACCACAUGAAUCCAAAGUUCUGACUGUUAAGAAAAGUGGCAAUCCUCAGAUUGAUGAACUAUCGCUUAAUGCGGCUAUACUUAUCAAACAAUCUGAGUGUGCUCUAACUUCCAAGCACAUUCCUCCUAGGUUCCAAACAAUCACAAAGUGUUGCAAACAGUUUUGGAUGGCGAAUUUUCCCGAGUGGUCUCGCAUUCUUGAAAUAAAACUGGACAAGGACCCACACUUUCUUGACAGUCAUAUUUCAGAACCCAGUUUCCCGCAUAGUUUCUCUGCUCAGCUUUCAAAAAUUUUUAAUUUCAAUAUCAAACUAGCAGGAUUCUUGGAUUCAAGUAUUGCGUCAGGAGAGGUUUUUAAUUUUCUACGGUUUUGUGAUUCCGUUUACAAAGAAUCGCGAACAGCUAAAGGAUUUCGACGUGGCCAUAUUAUACAGACCUCAAUGGUUUACGAAAAGCUAGCAAAUUAUUACGCAAAAUGUGGUGACUGGAGUGGAUACAUUAAAUUACUGGAACGAAUGAAACGAGAGGGUUUGUUACCUUCAAAAAAUACUUAUUUCUAUGGAUUCGAAUGUUUGGGUAAACUUAUGAACAAGAAUGGAUCUCAACUUCCACCGUCUUCGCACCCUCAGUCUAUUUCAAAAAAUAAAGCAUUUAAUCGCAUAACUCCCAAAUCAGUUAUACCUAUGGAAAAAAUUGGACGCGAAGCUAAAAAUCUAAUAGGUGCUGCUGAAAAGGAGGGACAUGAUCUAACUCAGGGAUUACUAGGUUUAUCUCUAGAAGAAGGUUCAUUGAGGAACAUUCUCACUGCUUUGUUGUAUGUCCGACCAAAUAUAAAUCCAAAUCUUAAUUACUUUAUACACUAUUCAUCCAGUAAUAUUUCAACACAUACCAAACGUAUCAAGGAAAUAUCUCAUCCAGCUCAAAAACAUUUAGAUAGUGUUAAACACGAACGUAAAAAUCCUUACGCUGGUAUUUUUACGGAUUUUGGUGACAUUUCAAAGGCAUUUAAAAACCAGAUGUAUGUAGAACAAAUGACAGAAGUCACUGUCUCACCCGUACUUUCACCAUUCGGUCAAUCAGAAACUACCUCUUUAUCGCCAGAACUAAAAAAGAAUUUGCAUAAUGCUUUGAUUCUAGAACGUAAACACUGGCAUCAAAUCCUACUAACUGCCUUUAAUGAACAGUUGAAAAGGCUUAAAAUAAUUCAUGCAAAAGGAAAACUGACAGCUUAUCCAUUCCUGAAGAUCUUGCCUGCAUCAAAUUAUAUAGAUCUGAUGAUUUCGGGCAUUGAUAUGUUAAUUGUGGAUUCAGCUUUACAGUAUACCUCCUCAUCAAUUGCUUGUCUUCAACUUGGUCGGCGUGUAGAACGCGCUUGUACUGUAUACCGCCAAGAAAAAAUAGGAUAUUUUAAGCAGUUAGAAAAAAUGUACAUGACAUAUGCUACUUUGUUUAAUGAACAUGAAAUGAAAUUUUCUAAUUUCCGUCAUAUGUGGCUAUAUGCUCUACAAUCACGUAUAGAUCAAGGUCCGAAUACGCAACAUAAUUGGACUUCGUGGCCUCCAACAAUUCUUUUCAUGAUUGGUGAGGUAUUAUACAGUCUUAUAUAUGAACAUUUACGUUUCGACUUAAAUGGCCCACUUAGAGUUCGUCAUGAAUUCUCAAAAAGUAAUGAAAAGACAAGUAGUAAUAUUCGUCGUAAAGAUACUCCAGCUAUCUUUGAAGUUCUCGCAGAAUUCCCAACUGAAGUAACUAAUGAAAUUAAGGUUCAUCCAACGCUAAUUAACUGGUAUCGUGAUGCAGAUUAUCCACCCUUAAGUUUCCAUCCAUGUGCUCUACCUAUGCUUUGUCCACCAGUUCCAUGGAUCAAUCUUGAUGAUGCUGGUUAUUUGAUUUCAAGAAAUUAUGCAACACGUCUGAUUAGAUGUACCAGUGUUUCAUCAACAAAUCCAACUUAUCUUGAUGACUUGGACUUUGAUUGCAAUCAAAUUCCAUCAAUAUUAGAUGCUCUCAACUGUUUAGCUUCCUGUCCGUGGAAAAUUAAUAACACCAUUUUAGACUAUCUUAUUCAAGUGGCACGUUCUGGUGGCAACGAAACUCUCAAUAUUCCCGAAUGGAGAAGUAAACCUAAACGUGUGGAUUUGAGAAAUGAUAUGACCGCCAAAGAACGUCGGCUCGCCUACAGAAAAUACCAUGAGGAUAGACAAGAUUAUGGUGAAUUUUGUUCACUGUGGAGCACUGAACUGUACAGACUAUCUAUAGCUAAUCAAUAUCGUGACAAAAUUAUUUGGUUUCCACAUAGUAUGGAUUUCCGUGGUCGUGUAUAUCCUUGUCCUCCCCAUUUCAAUCAUACCGGUAGUGAUGUGGCUAGAAGUCUUAUUGUAUUUGCAAAGGGAUUACCUCUUGGUCCUAAUGGCCUAGAUUGGCUUAAAAUACACUUAGUCAAUUUAACAGGUUUAAAGAAGAGAUGCACCCACUCAGAACGUUUAGAAUAUGCCGAUUCUAUAAUGAAUGACAUUAUUGAUUCUGCUGAGAAACCAUUUGAUGGUAGGAGAUGGUGGCAAAAUCAAGCAGAGCCAUGGCAAAUCUUAGCUUGUUGUAUCGAAUUAAAAAACGCUUUGUCACAUCCAUCUGGACCAGAAUCAUAUGUUUCUCAUUUUCCUGUUCAUCAAGAUGGUUCUUGUAAUGGAUUACAACAUUAUGCCGCCUUAGGCCGUGAUCUUCGAGGUGCAAAAUCAGUUAAUCUUACUAGUAUGGAUUAUCCACAAGAUUUGUACAGUGACGUUGUUGAAAUCGUAGAAGAACAAAGGCGUAUCGAUGCUGAUGGCGGGAACUCUAUUGCUAAAACACUUGAAGGUUUUGUUCGGCGUAAAGUUAUCAAACAGUCUAUAAUGACUACGGUUUAUGGUGUUACUCCAUAUGGGGCUACUGAGCAAAUCCGUAAACAACUUCGCGACCUACCUGAUUUCCCCAAAGAGUCUUUACUCCCUGCUUCUAGAUAUUUGGCUCGUUUAACACUGAAUAGUAUCGAAAAAGUUUUUACGUCUUCAGUUGAUAUUCAAAAUUGGCUUUGCAAAAUUGCCAAAUAUAUAUCUGGAGAUUUACAUCAUAGAGUUAGCUGGCAAACCCCUCUUGGUCUACCAGUUAUACAACCAUAUAUCCAGUCAAAUAAAAGUUCGACUGAUUCUGAUGAUUAUACAGUUAACUAUUAUAGCCAACUUAUUGACAAUAAUCAGAAACUAGAUUUACUAAAGAAUGAUAAAACGGGUGACAAUUUGAUAUCGUUGCCAAAAUCAUCUAAACAGACAAGUGCUUUUCCACCGAAUUUUAUUCACUCAUUAGAUUCAUGUCAUAUGAUGCUAACGGGUUUGCAGUGCUUAAAAGAAGGCAUUGUUUUCGCCUCUGUACAUGAUUGUUUUUGGACUCAUGCAGCUACUGUAGAUAAGUUGAAUCGAGUAAGAACUUUAAUUUACACUAAUUAUUGGUAUCUUCUCUGUUUUUCCUUAUCUUUUAGUUCAUGGUCUUUUGUAUCUUAGAAUUUUAAGUAAAUUAACAGACGUUGUGAAGUUGAGUUUAUUUAUCUGCUUGUUUAGUCUGUUUUGGGCAAUAUCUCACUCGUCCAACUACCGAGUCAACAAUUUACACAAUGUAUAAUAUCAUUGGACCUCAUGGACAUGAAAUGUUUUUUACAGUUUAUUUCAUACACUUUAAAGUACUUGACAUGAUAACGCUUAUUGUAUGGGUUCUCAUUCUAUCCUUUAUGUAGAGAUCGAUUUACCAAGCGUUCAUUUAGGUUACUCAAAUGUUUCAUGCACACACAAUCUCAAUAAGAUAUGCCGUGAAGAAUUUAUUGCCCUUCACAGUCAACCAAUAUUAGGCGAUUUUGCUGAUUAUGCAAAACAAAGGUUUGGAUAUACAGACAAACAAAUCAAUGAAUUUAAAAGUGGGAAGAAACGAGAUCAGGCAUUGGCUUUCAAUCGUUUACUUUCGAAUCUCCCUAAAAGAGGUCAGUUUCUAGUUAUAUUUUUUCGAAUCUAUUCAUUAAUCGGCAUUCGCUCGAUUUUCUGUUUCUAGUAUUACACAGAACAUUGCAAACAACGUCACUUCAAACAAACGUAGUCCGUAUUUGGGGAUUGUUCCAAUCCCUUAGGAUAAUGUAUAUGGGUAUGGUUGGCCACUGACUCCUUUUAUGUCUUCAUAUCUACGUGCACCAUAUAUUUCUAAAAUCCUAAACAUUUCAAUGAUCAAUAUGACAGCGAAAGUUUUUCUUGUAUUCCUUUCAAACUUAAUUUUUUGUUAGCACGUAAAUAAAAUUCUUCUUUUAAAGCUUACGCAUUGGUGUGAAACUACUGUUCUUUUCUGAUGUAUGUAGAUUUGUUUGUAAUUUUUAUUUUCUAGAUAAAGUUUGAACUUAUCACCCACCGUUACGUUUACGGUGUUAUGAGAUACACUUUUUGUGCAGAAAACAUUUUAUUUGAGCUUGUGUCCAGUUUUCCCGAACACAAACGGUUCUGUUUUCAUAUCAGCUUCCUGUAAAGAUAUAUAUAUAUCUAUUUGGAUCAUGUUUCGAUCAAAUAUAGUAAUGGUCAUUUGGAUACGUAAGCAUUCAAAUAACAAGUUUCAUGUAAGACGAGAAUGAUCAUUCUUUAUUCCACCUUUAAUCAUUAUCAAACAGCACUAGAGUCCAAUGUAUUAGAUAUUAUUCUAUACACUAAUUUAUCAACAUAAUGUUUGGAUAAAUUUAGCCGUAACCAUCACCUCGUUUAACUUCUGUUUUCAAUGAGUAGGAAUUAUUUAAUAAUAUGAUAAUUGUGCAUAAAACAUGCACUUUUCUAUUUGUAUUCAAUAAUUUACCUUAAUAAACAUUAAACUACUUUUAUGCAUCAAAAUAUAUAAUGUUUCCCUCUAUAUAAUUUAUAUAGGUUCGUUCGAUUUGUCCGAAGUUAUGAAAGCAGAAUAUUUCUUCAGUUGAACAAAUCAUUUGCGUCAUAGUUAUAUACAGAAAAUACACUGUACAUAGAGUUGAUUAGAAUAUUUUUACAUCAUUAUGAGUUUGUAAAUAUAAUUCAACUUUUAUUU
Molecule: messenger RNA, 5335 nt
Organism: Schistosoma guineensis
Lineage: Eukaryota; Metazoa; Platyhelminthes; Trematoda; Strigeidida; Schistosomatidae
Source: the annotation of a GenBank genome assembly